AUGCGCAAGAAUCCAGGUCUCGUCUCAGUGGCGCCAACUGAUCUAAACAUGCAUAGUCUAAACGAGUAUCGCGACAUCCUCCACCGAGACAAAUACGCCAUCCUCUACUUUUGCGAUUCCCAUCGGCAAUGCGCCUCCCUUGAUCCCACCUACAACGACAUGGCGUCCGCUGUUGCCGACGCCGACGACAUGAUCGACUUCUACAAGAUCAACAUCUGGCAACAUCAUGACAUCUCCGACGCAGCGAUGGUGGAGAAACCGACCCUCCUCCUAGUAAAAAAUGGCCGGGAACUCGAGCGCUUCUGUAAGCCUGUGCCGCAGCAGUUGGAGUACAUGGUGUCGCAGGCCCUGUGUGGGAUGACCAAGAUAUCGAUGGUCCCGUAUACGGAGAGGGAGGAUCCUGGGAAUCUGAUGUACUGUAUCCCGGCGCACAAAUAG
This is a messenger RNA of Aspergillus viridinutans, 438 nucleotides long. RefSeq names its product thioredoxin family protein. Bases 1 to 438 code for a protein of 145 amino acids. The transcript is spliced from 2 exons. The record is from RefSeq and is a predicted model, not a curated record. Lineage: Eukaryota; Fungi; Ascomycota; Eurotiomycetes; Eurotiales; Aspergillaceae.